Messenger RNA from Amphibalanus amphitrite, 6282 nucleotides. RefSeq lists its product as uncharacterized. Lineage: Eukaryota; Metazoa; Arthropoda; Thecostraca; Balanomorpha; Balanidae. The record is from RefSeq and is a predicted model, not a curated record. The coding region runs from base 58 to 4302 and encodes 1414 amino acids. The transcript is spliced from 7 exons.
GAUAAAAUGAAGUCAUUCACAUGCAUGGAUGCACAGUGAAGAAACAUAUUAUUAGCAAUGGACAUUCCUUUUAUUGAUCAUGAAGAAUCUGAUAUACCUAUCCAGCGGCCGGCGCCCGUGUUUCCCGCCCCGAUCCGCCUCCACAGCUGGUACUCGGAGACAGAGGACGAGGACGAUAGCGGCGAGGCGCCGGUGACCGCCGCGCGGCCCCUGCCCGACGAGAUCAGCGUCAACAACCUCCUGGACGACGUGGCCAGCUGGUCGGCCGACGAGACGGACGUCGACGGGCCGCCGCCGCUGCUGCCGGAGACGGCGCCGCCAGAGGGGGAGCCGACCCGCGGCCAGACCCCGGACACCGCCGGCACCCCCGCCAGUCCCGAUCGGAGCAGUCAGGCUCCGGAUAGCGGUUACAGUGACGGUAGCAGCAGCGUGCCAACGCUGUCUCGACAACGGGCGGCACUCGCCGAUGGCUACCCGGGUAGCGUUGGACGUACAAACUGCUACCCUGGCAGCGGCGGUACAAAUUGCUACCCGGGUAGCGGGGGUACAACCGGCUACCCAGGCAGCGGAGGUGGAGGCACAAAUUGCUACCCAGGUAGCGUUGGACGCACAACCGGCUACCCAGGCAGCGGAGGUGGAGGCACAAAUUGCUACCCAGGUAGCGUUGGUCGCACAAUCGGCUACCCUGGCGGCGGUGGCGGCGGCGGCGGCGGCUCGGACGGCGGCGGAGAGCUGGCCGGCCUGCUGCGCGGAGUGCUCGACUCGGUCGGCCGGCCGCGACUCUCUGGCUCUGUCAGUGUCGCCAGCAGCAAGGAUGUCGUUAUCGGAAAUGUCAUCCACCUGCACACGGACGGCUUGAUGAGCUCGCCACCGGCACCCAGUCCCAGACAGCCUCCCGCGGUGGACGAGUCAACCCCUCUGCCGGAGUCCACGGCGCGUACUGUGGCGUACCUGCGCUCUCGGUGGCUGGACACACUGACCCGACUGCAGCCGAUCCCGUGGUGUCCCGAGUUCAGACUGCCGCUCCAGGAGUACUACAUCGCUCUGUCGCUGCUGGUUAAUGACAUGCACGGCGACCGGCUGCGGCAGCCGGUGGAAAUGGACCAGCUGCUGGCGCCGCUCACGCCGGGGGAGACGGGUCUACCCGGCGCCCGGCCGCGCCGCAUCCUGGUCGAGGGUGAACCCGGCUUCGGCAAGAGCACGCUGAUGCUCAAACUGCUGCACGACUGGGCGUGCGACGACGCGCCGCAGUAUCUGCGCUACUUCCAUUUCGCCUUUCUGAUUCCGCUGUGGGAGUUCAACGGCUCUCUGUACAACUUCCUGCACCGGGAGCUGCUGCCGCGGCACAUUGUCGGCCGUGAGCGUAUGGAGCAGCUGUGGCAGUACCUGGUCGAGCACGAGGAGCGCGUGCUCUUCCUGCUGGACGGCCUGGACGAACUGCGCGACGAGCAGCGGCCGGCCGUCACCGAACUGCUCGCCGGAAAGAUGUUCCUCAACAGUACCGUGGUGGUUACAUCGCGACCCAGCCACGUGGCCGAGGCGCUGCCCUGGGUGCACCGGCGGCUGGUUAUACAGGGCUUCGAGCGGCCCAGCGUGGGCCGCUACGUGCGCCAAUACUUCAGCUGUGUGCGCCGGCCGGACGGGGUGGCCGGCCUGGAGGAGCAACUGCGCCGGCGGCCGGCGCUGGCCGAGCUGGCGCGCUGUCCGCUCCUCUGCCUGCUGCUCUGUGUCGUGUACGAGGAGUGUGACGCGGCGUUCCCGGCCAGCGAGGCGCUGCUCUACCGGUCGCUGUUCGAGUGUCUGAUCCGGCGCAGUCUGCUGCGGCGCGGCCAGCGCCUGGAGGAGGACGGCGCCCUGCCGGCCCGCUGUCUGCGCCUGCUGCGCCAGUUCGGCCGGCUGGCCGUCCAGCUGUGCCUGGAGGAGCGCGUGUGCUACAGCCUGCAGGAAAUCACCAACCACGUCUCCGACCGGGAGCUACUCGAGUGGGGAUUCCUGACGCGCGUAGUCAGCGUCUCAAAAGUGCAGAAGCGCGAGCUGUACCAACCGCUGCACCGGACCUUCACCGACUUUCUGGCGGCGUUCUUCCUGUCCUCGCUGCCGGACCAGCGCGCGCUGCGGCACGAGAUGGCACCUGUGCUAGUGCGUCUGGAAAGGCUGGACGGCCAGCCCAAAGCGUCACAUGGGGUGAUGGUGAUGCUGCGUUAUCUGGUGGCACUACUCAACGACGGCCAGCGGCGCGCCUACCAGGCGCUCGAGCUGCUGGCGCCGCUGUGUCUCGCGCCGCGCGCUCUUUUCACACUGCUCCGUGAGGCCGGCGACGAGCCGCUCGCCCAGAAGGCGGCUGCGCUCUGUCUGGCCGGCCAGCAGCACGUGAUGGUGCAGACGGACCAGGCGGCCGAGCUGCGCGGCUGGACGGCCGUGCUGCGCAACAGCGCGCACCAGGAGAGCCUGGAGGUGGUUUUCCGGCCGGGUGGCGUGGUGCCGGCGCUCGAGCCGCUGCUGCGCGCCGCCGCCUCCCGGCUGCGCGCCGUCAAACUCUGCACCCUGCUCGGUACGGACAUGACCAGUGAGGAACUGACAGCGAUGGGCCGGUACGUGGCACAGCUGCUCGAACCCGACGCCAAGGCGCGCUAUCGACUCAGCGAGCUGGAGAUCGUGCUGCAGAACCUGGACGACAGCGACUUCGGCCGGUUCCAGCCGCUCGUGUCGGCGCUGUGCGACGCGCUGCCGCAGGUGCCCCGCUCGGCUCGCCUGAAGCUGGUGCUCGAUCUGGACAUGUCGGCCGAGCAGAUGGCGCAGCUGUCGGCGGCGGUGCGGCGCGCGCCGGCCGUGGCUGUGCUGAGCAUCUCACACCUUGUCUCGUUCGACGGCUCGAUGCAGGCACUGGCCGAGCUGGUGCGCGCCGCGCCGCUCUCCGCGCUCACACUCUGCUCCGUGUGGCGACCCGACACGCACGCCACCAGUGCGCUCGACUUUUUCCGCUCGGAGCACGCGCUGCACGCGGCCGGCGGCAGCGCCACCAGUCUGAGCCGGCCGGACGCCAGUCUGCGGCGCAACUACAGCCUGGGCCGCGGCUCGGCCGGCGGCGCCGCCGGACUGCAGUUGGCGCACCGACUGCGGCUCGGCCGCGAGCCCAUCUGCGACCCGGCGGCGCACGGCGGCGGCUUCCACCGGCUAUUCUGCGCGCUGCGCACGCCCGGCUGUCUGCUGACCUCGCUGCGGCUGACGCGCUGCCGGCUCACCGGCUCCGACCUGGCCUGUCUGGGCGAGAGCCUGCGCGCCACCACGCACCUCACCAACCUGACGGUGCAGGACGUGUCGCAGGCCACCGACCUGGUGCCGCUGCUGUUCGCGCUGCAGGAGAACAGCCGGCUGCAGCUGCUCGACCUGGACUCCAGCACCAUGGUCAUCGAGGACGCCGAGUUCAUCCUGCUCUGCGAGUCGCUCGUCUGCUGCACCAGCCUGAUGCUGCUCGACCUCUCACAUUGGACCUUCAGACUGGAGUGGGAGCAGUCGCUGCUGGCGGCCGUGCAGCUGCUGCAGCAGACCGGGCUGAUGCAGCUCGAACUGGACGGCUGCUCGGUGUCGGUGACGCUGCCCGACGGCCGGCAGCCGACGGUGGCGCAGCUGGUGCGCCGCGUGCCGGCCGCCCGCUCCCGGCUCACCACGCUCGGCCUGCGCUGCGUCUCGGUGACCGUGAACGAGGGCCGGCCGCUGACGGGCGCCGAGCUGAUGCCGCUCGUGCAGCGCCUCUUCCCGCGCGUCUCUGAGCUCAACCUGGCGGUGAAGGUGGGCGGCGCGCCGCUCGGCGACGCCGCCCUGCUGCGCUUCUUCCAGCAGUGCGCCGAGAGCGGCCAGCUGCGACAGCUGCGACUCAGCAGCUGGCAGCUGCAGGUGGCCGCGCCGCGCGCCACGCUCGAGGCCAAGCUGCGGCCGCUGCUGCGCCGGCUGACGCUCGGGCAGAUCUACCUGAGUGGCGUGAAGGCGACGGACGCCACGGAGGCGCGCUGCGAGCACCUGCUGGCCGUCUCGGUGAUCGCCCACUCGCGGUGUCUGCGGCUGCUCAGUCUGGGCGGCAUGACGUCCCUGCAGCCGAGUCAGGCCACCGCCAUCGGCCAGGGUAUCCGGGACCGGUUCGCCGGCGAGCAGCUGAUGCUCUACACCAGCGGAUGGCCGUACGCGGCGCUGCGCGCUCUUCGCUCCGUCGUGGAGGAGAGUGACCGGCUGAUGGCCUCCUAUGCCGGCGGACUGACCGGGCUUUACGUCAUCACACGCACAGACAAACCAGGGAAGGGCGCGUAGCUCCCGUGGUGAGACGUCUGGACGAAGUGAAACAGCAUCUGUGAGCCGGUCGUGCAGCCUACGCGACUGGGUUUUAGAUUGGGUAGGUGGCGCCUACGUUCCAGAUCCGGUGAGUACUCACGUGCGCUCGCCGCCUGAAGCGGGGUACGCCGUUAGGUACAUCGGUACUCCACGGUGCGCUGCUGUGUAUGAUGGCUUUAAUGGUCGCCGAUUUUCCUGUUUUGGACCGGCUAGGUGUCUCAUUUCCAUUGUCGCACCUAACUGCGUGUCUCUUACCCCGUGCUGUUCGUCUCAUUCCUGACUCGCGUUAGCGCUCAUUGGCUAGUAACCGUUCUACGGUUUCAUUCAUCUCAUUACCGCUACAAGAUCUGAUUAAGUAUAGUUACUGCAUAAAGCAGUCGUCAGCUUUCCUGCAACUAAUAGCCGGACCAUUCCGAUUCAAUAUUGCCAUUGUUGUUCGUCUAAAUGUUUAGAACGAAUAGCAGUUAUCUAUGUCUGUAUUACUUAUAACAAAUAUUUCCUAUUUAUUUUGCGCCGAACAAAUUUAUAUUUAAUUGUAAUGCUGCUAUUGUUUGUUAGAGUCACGCCUUUAGCUUGAGAAUGGUAAUGGAUCAUUGCAUCUGUGCCCGUCAGUGCGCUUUCAGACAAAGCAUUAUAUUGUUACAUUUCCAGUCCCUAUCGAAAUAUCACCGUAAGAAAACUGCGAAGGCAGUUCCAAUGCGGAAACUAAGAUCCAAUACUUUCAGUUCCUUAGCUAAUCCUGCUCUCUGCAAACAAUCAUGACAUUGCCAAGUUUGAGAUAGAUUGAUUCGAAGACUGAAUUCUUAGCUCGAUUAUCAUGAACUCCGCCGACUUUUAUUUUAAUGACAUGGAAAUGCCCAGCUAUUUCUCCAUACGGUAUGCUAAGUUCGUUUCAGAACACAAUAUCGUAUGGAGUGAUUCCAUGUUUGUUAGCGCUAUUGUUAUUGUGAUGCUCAGGUGAACGAGGCUCUAGUUGUUGCUUUAUCGCGUCUUAUUCGGGUGCAAUGAAGUAAUUGACCCUCUAGACAAGUGUACUUAUAAUUGUUGUUGUUAUUGACAAGUGCGCACAUUCAUUGCUCACUCGCUACUGACGAAGCUUACCCGAUAAACGCCUUGCCGCUAAGUAUUGUCCGAGGCGUUGUGCGGAGAUUUUCGAUAGCUGUUGGGCGCCGUUGCCGCCCUGUUGGAAAUGGUCGUGCCGUCGAGCUGUGUCCGCGCUGUGCGCUCCGUAGUUCGCUAGACGUGCUCUGAAGACUGACCGGCUGUGCCGUCGGGUUUUGUCGGUACGGCCGGCGCUAUCGUGCAGUAGUUUAGGCUCGGAGGCCGGCUGUUGCUGUUACCAGCCGCCUUGGGAUAGGCUGGGCCAGCUCUGCCUCCGCCGUCUGCACUGUCCUACGGAGGACGAUGGAGAGAGGAUGUCCAGUUUUGUGCGACACAGGCUGUCUUGCAGUAGCCGCCGGGCCGUCCUUGCCUUCCCAACUGUGGUUUGUGGGCGAUUGAGAAGGGAAACUUGGGAGACGCCUGCAUUUUUGCAAUGUCUAUUUCAGUGUCAGAAAGUAGUUUACUUACUAGACGCUAGGCAUGGACUUUGUAGUUGAAAGACUAUUUAUGUGCCAUUUUAUGGCCAGGUACAGCAGAAGAAGAUUGCUAACUUCGCUAGUGCAUAUGACUAAAGCCAUCGGCAUCGGUUUAUACUCGUAUGUGUGGAUGUUUAUCGUUCCAUGUGAUAAGCAUUGUGAAAACGUGCUUGUGUUAACUUUUUGACGUAGCUUGGCGGUAAGUCAUGCCAAGACUUCAACCGACUCGUGCCUUCCUAUGGCGGCCAAAAUCGUUUCGUCAGUAUUUACGUACAACCAAAAUGUGCCUGACUUUUAACUAGAACAACUUCCAGACAUUGCGUCUCUUUGACGGCCCGCUGUGAUAAAAUGUGCCAAUGUCGCCCACCUGUGUAUUGUUUGC